AUAGAUUAUAUCUGUUAAUACAAUAAAUUUGUUUAAGAUAGCGCUAAUCUCAGUUAUAAACCUAUGUUGCUUGAUUAUGUUAUAAUAUUAUGUUUACUGUUAGACCAAGUACAUGUUGUGAUUGACGAUGGGGCCUUUAAUAAGACAGACAUGGACAGUCCUCGGAGUCCUUCUAAAUAUGCUGGGACAGGGUAUGGUCUUGAGUUACACUUCCUGUCUUCUACCAGCGCUGCAGGCACCAGAUUCAGAUAUUAAGAUAGACAUACAUACAGCUUCUUGGAUUGCAUCCUGCAUUGCAAUAUCAGGUUUCGGAGGCUUCUCCGUUUCUUCUGUGCUCAUGGACGUCAUAGGAAGAAAGAAAGCUCACGCUAUCGUUCUCAUUCCCGGUAUAGUGGGCUGGGUCCUAAUUUCAUUGGCUCAAAAUGUCUAUACAAUUGUUAUUGGUAGGCUUCUGGGUGGCUUCGCUGCAAGUGCCACUGUAUGUUUAGGCGCUGUUGUCAUCGGAGAAUACUCAAGCCCCACCAACCGUGGAACAUUCCUUAAUCUGAAGACCGCAGCUGUCUGUUUUGGUAAUAUGGUCAUUCACGUGUUCGGGAACUUCUACCAUUGGAGGACAAACGCGCUGAUCGGAACUAUACCUCAUCUGUUAUCAUUUGCUAUUAUCAUGACUUGGCCUGAAAGCCCCUCUUGGCUUGCAUCCAAAAGCCAAUUUGAAGAAAGCCGCAAAUCGUUCGAAUGGCUCCGAGGAACAGAUGAUGCAGCACGGCUGGAAUUUGAAGAGUUAAUCCGCGCGCAGAAAGAAAGACUAACUGAGAAACCUGUGAAAACCUCAAUAAAAAUGGAGAUACGAGGUUUUUUCCAGAAGUUUACCCGUCGAGAUUUCGUUAAGCCAUUAGUUAUAGUUACAUUUAGUUCUGUUCUGCUAGAAACUUGUGGCAGACACAUAUUUCCAGCUUACGCCCUUCAAAUCAUAACAGAAGUUACUGGCACCAAAUCGAACUCGUUCUAUUACACUUUAGCAAUUGAUAUUAUAAUCACAUCCAGCGCUUUGUUCUCAUCUGUACUUGUUAAAUUAAUGAAGCGAAGGACACUACUGUUGGGUACUGGUGCGGCUGCAUACGUUGUGUUGAUGAUAGUAUGUUCAUACCUGUUUGUAGCUGAUAGAGGUUGGAUUACAUCUCGGACUUGGAUACCACUUUCCAUAUUCGUACUGUACUUCAUCUUAGCUAAUUUAGGAUGCACUCCUAUACCUUUGGCCUUAUUGGGUGAAGUAUUCCCACUACCUCACAGAGCUGCUGGAUCUUUAGCUGCAGGCUUUAUUAUGUCCCUAAUUUUACUGUUUCCAUUGCAAGUGACGCCGUACUUACUUACAAGCAUAAAGGUGUAUGGUACCUUCUUUUUCUUUGGAACAUUAAUGGGCCUUGCAUUACUUGUACUAUAUUUUAUCUUACCCGAAACAAAAGAUCGAACCCUACAGGAAAUUGAAGAUUACUUUAACAAUGGACGGUUUAAAGAAAAUACAGAUGAUGCAGCUCAUACCAAAAUGCUAAGCAACAAGGCGGAGAUAUAAAGAUAGUAGAGAAGUAUUUUGAUAAAUAACUUUUUGAAUUUUUCCUUGUAUUUCCAUUAUCAUGGAUUACAGUGAUCAUAAAUUCAAUGUUAUUGUGAUAAUUUGCACCGAAAUCUAAACUAAUUUUUGGAGUAGGUUAUCGAAGGAUACCUAAAGGUUGUAAAGAUAUUAUAUUCUAAAGAUUAUAACGAAUAGUAAUAUCUAGACGUAAGUGAAUACUGAAUGUGUGUGUGUACUAAAAUAAUAAAAUUAUUGUAAAAGUG
Messenger RNA from Pieris brassicae (large cabbage white), 1833 nucleotides. RefSeq names its product facilitated trehalose transporter Tret1-like. The record is from RefSeq and is a predicted model, not a curated record. Gene Ontology annotation, biological process: transmembrane transport. Lineage: Eukaryota; Metazoa; Arthropoda; Insecta; Lepidoptera; Pieridae. The coding region runs from base 128 to 1570 and encodes 480 amino acids. Gene Ontology annotation, cellular component: membrane. The transcript has 3 exons. Gene Ontology annotation, molecular function: transmembrane transporter activity.